Molecule: messenger RNA, 4435 nt
Organism: Vollenhovia emeryi
Lineage: Eukaryota; Metazoa; Arthropoda; Insecta; Hymenoptera; Formicidae
Exons: 12
Coding region: 700-4413 (1237 amino acids)
Biological process (GO): protein dephosphorylation
Cellular component (GO): protein phosphatase type 2A complex
Molecular function (GO): protein phosphatase regulator activity; calcium ion binding
Source: RefSeq, a predicted model, not a curated record
CGCUGGGCUUCCCACUGAGGGGCACCGUCGCGGAAUGGUGCUCGCUUGGUCUAUUUAUAUUACGUCUAUGGCAGCAGAGGCUUGUAUUAGCGUGCUUUUCAUCAGUUCGAUAUGGUUUGGUGCAACGGUGUGGUUGUGGUGAACGGCGAACGGCAAAAGUGAAGGAGACGUAGCGAGGCUAAUGCGGGUGUCGUAUCACUUUUCGACGGUGUUGCGUCUAGAUAGUCCGAUUACGUGCCUAUAAUGGUAUACCCUCCGGAGCAUAACUUUCAGCGCAGCUCGGACACGAAGCAGUCGGGAGGGAAUUCUGCUCCGAGUGAUCGGUGCUACUAUUUAUGCCUCUUUCUGUCAGUGUUGGGAGAUCGCCGAAUAUAAUAUGCACAGACGAAAGGGUGGAUAGUUUCUUACAGCACGCAAAGCCGCCGCGCUGUCGAGAUCCCUACUCAUCUAUGCGAGUCUGAUCGCACCUGAAAUCCGGCUAUUAUUUCAGCCGUGUUAUUAACCGUCAACCUAUUAAAAAAUAUUUUAAUGAUGUUAAUAAUUAUACGCGGUGGGAAGAGGAAAAGUUAGAAAUAAAAAAACAACGGGCUGAACCUGAAUGAAAAAGAAGGAGCGACGAUGGGUCACAUGAAAGAAAACUGCAAGAUAACGACGUGGCGAUUGUGGAAAAUGAGAUUUUUGGGCCAACCGGCCUGAGAUAUGCCAGCGAUAACAAUACCUGAGAAAUCUUCAAGAACAUCUUCACCCCUGUUGUCAGCUGAAAUAGCGGAGCUGCAUCAAUCGUCAUCAUCGUCACCGCUGUCGUCGUCGUUGUCCUGGGGCUGCCAGGUCUACGCGACACGACGCAAUCUCUUCGUACCAUUGAUCGUCGAUUCUCGUCCAAGUAAGGCGGUGCACUGUCCAAAUUUGAACGCCUGCCUGGUGAACGAAUCGCGUUCAGAAUAUGUUCGAGUGAACUGUCAAACGAUCCACUUCGGUUACGCGAUUCCAAUUAACAUCGUGCCAAUUCGAGAGAAUCCCGAGUUAGUCGAACUGGUGCUGGAUCAGUCCGUCGAGUUGAGCAGUCGAGUGGUGAAUUUCUUGCUCGACCAUCAUCCGCAAUUGCGUCAACAAAAGCAGCGUUUCUAUGAUAUGGCUGCCACGGCCAAGCAUGACCUACGUCGAAAGUUUCCCGCGGACACGUCCGCUUCCGGCGAGGAAGAUAUCGCCGCGAUCGCCAAGCAGAUCAGCGAUCAUGCAGAGGCGAUUUAUCAGACGUGGAAGAGCCGCGGAUUGGCACCAACGGAGAUAUUAACUUGCCACAGCAAUACAACUGCUGCUGACAAAUUUGGCAGCGCAUUGACACCCUGCAAUUCGCCCGCUCUCGGGAAUGCCGUGACUGGAAAUAAUAUCGGCGGCAGGACGUCGCCGUCGCCAUCACUCGAACAUUCGUCCCCGACAACGGUAGACAUAUUGACGCAAACGCCGAAUCUGGACAAUGGUAAUCUCGAGAAACUAGUCAACAAUUUUGUAGUAGAGGACAAAGCUAGAAUAGCUGCUUCUAAACAGAGAUCACCGUCUAAGCCGUUACCGUCUUCCAUACAAUUUGCCCUGCAGAAAUUUGAAAGGAACUCCGCGCAGCAGCAACAGCAGCAGCAGACGGCUGCCACGAAAAAUAAUAUAAUUGCCGAUAACUCGAAGAAAUUGACGAGUGUCUUACUGUCUCCUACCUCAUCGUUUUUGAAUAAACCGUCGCAAAUAGUGAAACCUCAGGUUCCUGCGAAGACGCCCGGCUCUCAUCACUGCGAGGUCUUCCUGGAGACUAUCGAAACCACUUUCCCAGUCGAUUUGACACCUUCCAACAGAGCGAUACAGCAAAAGAGGCCCACUAGUACAUUAAUCGCAUCGCCAUCGCCCACUGACACCUCGUUGAACUCAUCGCCCAGUUCAGGUUUGACAACUUGGCCAUUGAAAAAUAAAUUAAACGACGCCAAAAGAAAUGCGGACGUACCUCGCACGUCAGCUAAAGCGCCUCAGCAAGAGGAUAUUACGAAAAUAUUGCCGGCGCAGGAUGAGAAGAGAUCGGUCAUGGCGGGAAUGAACUCGCGGUGCGCGUACCUCGACGAGGUCGCGCGGGAGGAAGAAAGACUGAUAAACGCGCUGAAAACAGGUGCCGUAAUCACUGAGGAGCCAGAGAGGACAAUAGCGUGUUUGCGCACGAGACAGAAACCGGCUAUUAAGCAAGAAAAACCAAAGGUUGAACCGGUCAAGCAAAUUAUCAUCGGAGGACACAACUACCAUGGGAAUAACUCGACGGUAUCUAGCUCGGGGGCUUCCAGUUCUACGGCAGAUAUAUCCAAUAUUGGCAAUGCAGCCACUGCCGCCACUGUGUCUACUGAUCAUGCUGCAUUAGCCAACGACGCGAAAUCACUCACCAAGGACGAUCUGUCCGCUAUGUCAGCGAUUGACUAUGCCAAGGUCAGAUACCAGGCCGCUCAACAAAAUCCACCUACCCAGCAGCGACUCGAGGAGCAACGAGCCUCCAACAAUCCGUACAACAAUUCCACCACGGAGCAAUUGGUCUCCAACGCGAGAACCAAAUUUGAAAUGGAGAUACGAAAGGAUAAGGAUAUUAAGAGCACAGACAAAGACCCAGUGACCUCGAGAUGGGGACCAAGAAUCACUUCUCCACGACCGCGUUUAGAGCAGGCUGUGCCCCAUCCGGAAUUGACUAGUCAACAGAAGCAGCAUAUAAGGACAGCCGUGGCGACAGGAACAGGCAACAAUCCCGUCCGGCCGUUCCUCACCAGAGGUUCCGUAGCCGAGCGUGUGCUUAUCUUCGAGAAAUGCCCGAGCGAGCUGCUUUUAGACAAACGAGGCCCACGACAACCGGCCAUUAAUACAUGGAGAGGUGGCCACGAAGUGCAAAAUAAGGCGCAGACUUACUCGAAAGAGAAGACUCAACAAAAAAGUUUGCCACCACACACAACUUUGCAAAGGCAGGUGAAAGGCAAUAGAAAUGUUCAUAUACCGAGAUUUUAUUUUCCAGGAGGGAAGCCACUCCCUCUCUCACAAGUAGAGACGAUUGUCUCAAAAAUUACUACGGCCUUUCAAAGUUUACCGAAUUGUCGUGCUUCUCGCGCACAAUUUCACACCAUCACAAAGGCUUGCGACUUACCCUUGUAUUGGAAAAUACCACUCUUUCUGGCAGCAGGCGGUGAGCAAAAAGGAUUUGUCGAGAUGAAUGUCUUUCUUGAAUUUUGGAAAGAAUUAACAGCUACCCAUCACGAUGCAGCUAGUAAAUUUAUCAAUAUUAUCACUCGGGGACAUAGAAACAGUAUACUUCCGGAAGACUUGAUCCCUCUUGUACAAGACGUAGUAGAAACGCAUCCAGGACUGACAUUUUUAAAAGAAGCUACGGAAUUUCAUUCUCGUUAUGUACACACGGUGAUUGCUAGGAUAUUUUAUUGCGUGAAUCGAAGUUGGAGCGGUAAAAUUUCAAUUGCCGAAUUAAGACGAAGCAAUCUGUUGGCGGUGAUCGCCGUGCUUGAGCACGAGGAGGAUAUUAAUCAGGUUACAGCAUACUUCAGUUAUGAACACUUUUAUGUGAUAUAUUGCAAAUUCUGGGAGUUGGAUCGCGAUCAUGAUCUCUUCAUAGACAAAACAGAUCUAACGAGACACAAUGAUCAUGCUUUAUCUACUCGAAUGAUCGAAAGGAUAUUUAGUGGUGCUGUGACAAGAGGUGGUAGAGCAAAAAAUAGUAACAAUGCACAACAACCAGAGGACAAGAUGAGUUACACGGAGUUUGUAUGGUUCCUUCUUAGUGAGGAAGACAAGAAUCAUUCAACUGCCAUUGAAUAUUGGUUUAGAUGUAUGGAUCUCGAUGGCGAUGGUUACUUGUCGAUGUACGAAUUGGAAUACUUCUAUGAAGAGCAAUUACGUCGAAUGGAAGCGAUUGGCCUGGAGACCUUGCCUUUUGAAGAUUGUCUUUGUCAGAUGUUGGAUAUGAUUCAUCCGGUGAUACCAGGCAAGAUAUCGUUGACCGACUUGAAAAACUGCAAAAUGACAUCCAUCUUUUUUGAUACCUUUUUCAAUCUGGAAAAGUAUCUGGAUCACGAACAGAGGGAUCCUUUUGCCUCAACGAGGGAUCACGAUGCUGACGGUCACGAGCUCUCGGAUUGGGACCGAUUUGCCGCAGAAGAAUACGAAUUGUUGGUUGCUGAAGAAAGUGGCAAUGAUCAACAAGAACAAAUGUUGCAUAAUGUUGCAUCAUGGAAAUUAUCGCCAAGUGUGGACAUUUUAAUUGACAACUCGAUGGAUAUAGCCAGUGAUGCAAAUUCAUUAAUGAAUUCAUUGGAUAUUCAUAUGCAACAAUCGAGACAUGAUGAUAGCGGCGAUACUGAUACUGACGAUUAUGCUGACAGCGAUAAUUAGUUUAUUGACAAAUACAUUCGAU